UGCUUUAUAGAUUACUGUUUUUUAAGCUACCAACCCUCGAGCUCUUGUGUUACUGUAGACUAGCUCGCUCGUUAGCAUUUUUAACAUUCUUUACCACACACCACAUCUCAUCUUCAGAUCUCUUAACUUCUUUAAAGCUAUUUAGAGUGCUUAAGUCGCGUCGAGGUGGUCGUAUAAAACCUGCACAAUGGGGAGAAAAUCAAACAGAGCAAAGGAAAAAAAGCAGAGAAGACUUGAAGAACGGGCAGCUAUGGAUGCAGUUUGUGCAAAGGUGGAGGCGGCCAAUAAGCUUGAAGAUCCUCUGUCUGCAAUGCCUGUGUUCAAAAAGUAUGACCGAAAUGGGCUAAACCUGGAGAUUGAGUGUAAACGGGUAACUGCAUUGAGUCCAGAUACAGUGGAGUGGGCCUAUGAGUUGACUAGAGCCAACAUGCAGACGCUAUAUGAACAGAGUGAGUGGGGAUGGAAGGAGAGGGAGAAAAGGGAGGAGAUGAAGGACGAGAGAGCUUGGUAUCUCCUGGCCCGGGAUGCUGACUCCACAACUGUAGCAUUUUCAAACUUUCGAUUUGAUGUAGAGUGUGGAGAUGAGGUUUUAUAUUGUUAUGAAGUUCAGCUGGAGAGUAAAGUCAGGCGGAAAGGCCUGGGGAAGUUUCUCAUCCAAAUCCUUCAGCUUAUUGCCAACAGCACGCAAAUGAAAAAGGUCAUGCUGACCGUAUUUAAACACAACCACGGUGCUUACCAGUUCUUUAGGGAGGCUUUACAGUUUGAGAUUGACGAAUCGUCACCUAGUAUGUCCGGUUGCUGUGGAGAAGACUGCUCCUAUGAGAUUCUGAGCCGGAGAACAAAGUACGGCGAGGCAUCGGGACAUGCUCAUGGGGGCGGCCACUGUGGAGGCUGCUGCCAUUAAGAGCCAGCCUUCCUCUGUUGUUUCUGAGCUUCCUCAUCCUCAUUCCCUACCCUGCUCCGUCACCCACAAUCCCCUCUUAGAAAGCCCUUAAAACAGUCUCUCCUGUGCAUAUUCAGCAAUGAAACCCCGUUGAUGCUUGCUCUUGGUUUUUAACUUAAAAAGCUCAUUCACCAUCUCACAUAGUAAGUGACGUUUUCAGUCUCAAAGGUUUGAAUGACGACAAAAUGGCAGUGAAGGCCACUGUGAGCCAAAUGUAACCUUUUUCACCUCAGGUAUCAGCAUGGUGAGGCUCAAGCGUAUGUUUUUGUGUUCUGCGUUUUCUUCUUUUUCUCCAGAAACUGCGUGUCACUCAGCUGUUUUAUUGCUAUAGAGAGUGGAUGCAGGUGUUGGUCACAGUGGUUUUUACACCAGUUUCACUCUACACCACUUUUCAGGGUAAUUGUAUUUUAACUAAAAGCUGAUGUUUGCUUAUCACUUCAAGAAACAAUACGACGAUCUGUACUGUUUAUAAUUCGUAAUCGCUCAACCUAGACUGUCUCAGGUCAUUCAACUUCUAACAAAAUGUUUUCUAACCGCUGUAUUUGGGAAUUGGUGGAUGAGGAUUAUGUUGCUGUUUGAUUUGAUACAGGGGUUGGCAUGUUAGCUGUGGUGGACCUUUAGUGUAAGAAAUAUACUUUCAUUUUAGUUUUUAUCAUUACAUUCUUUUAUCAUGUCAUUACUGUAUAUUUCCAUUUUUCUUUUUUUGUAUAUAAUCCGUUUGCCAUGUACAUUUUAUUUGCCUUCAAAGACAUUGGAAAAAUGAUACACAAAACUGUUUGAGAGAUGAGUGUUCUGGGCUUGUGCUCUCUUGUUGAACUGAAACGAAAGGUCAUUCCAGCUUUGUUAUGUGUUUGAUUUGUUUGCAACAAAUAAAGGAAUCUUGUUUGACUUA
This is a messenger RNA of Carassius auratus (goldfish), 1835 nucleotides long. It is a transcript of the gene naa40, whose product is annotated as N-alpha-acetyltransferase 40, NatD catalytic subunit. The record is from RefSeq and is a predicted model, not a curated record. NCBI's taxonomy places the organism in Eukaryota, Metazoa, Chordata, Actinopteri, Cypriniformes, Cyprinidae. Gene Ontology annotation, molecular function: protein N-terminal-serine acetyltransferase activity; histone H2A acetyltransferase activity; histone H4 acetyltransferase activity. The coding region runs from base 188 to 904 and encodes 238 amino acids. The transcript is spliced from 8 exons. Gene Ontology annotation, cellular component: nucleus.